GAGAAACGGGGGUAUUGAGAACUUAAUCACAUUUUUGAGAGCCAGCUUGUAUGUCUUUGCAUGCUCAAGUACAGAGGAAAACGUCAAAUCCUUAGGAAGCGCGUUGAGGGAAACUCUCCAUGAAUGUAUGUCACAAUGAUGAUGACCGACCAGAUCCCUCUGGAGCUGCCGCCGUUGCUGAACGGAGAGGUAGCCAUGAUGCCUCACCUGGUGAAUGGGGACGCGGCUCAGCAGGUUAUUCUCGUUCAGGUGAAUCCAGGUGAGACUUUCACAAUCAGAGCGGAGGAUGGAACACUACAGUGCAUUCAAGGACCUGCUGAGGUUCCCAUGAUGUCACCCAACGGCUCCAUCCCGCCCAUCCACGUGCCACCGGGUUAUAUCUCACAGGUGAUCGAAGACAGUACCGGGGUCCGCCGGGUGGUGGUCACACCCCAGUCUCCUGAGUGUUACCCCCCAAGCUACCCCUCAGCCAUGUCUCCAACCCCUCACCUUCCCCACUACCUGACCCACCACCCGCAUUUCCUCCAUAACUCGCACACGGCUUACUACCCACCCGUGACCGGACCUGGAGACAUGCCGCCUCAGUUUUUCCCUCACCAUCAUCUUCCCCCGACGAUAUAUGGCGAACAAGAAAUCAUACCGCUGUAUGGAAUGUCAAGCUACAUUACCCGAGAAGACCAGUACAGCAAGCCUCCGCACAAGAAGCUGAAAGACCGCCAGACCGACCGCCAGAACCGUCUCAAUAGCCCUCCCUCUUCCGUGUACAAAGGCAGCUGCACGACAGUGUACAAUGGCUACGGAAAGGCUCACGGAGGCGGCAGCGGCGGAGGUGGGGGAGGCGGCAGCGGCGGAGGGCCGGGAAUGAAGAAAGCAGAGCGGCGAGCAAGAAGCAGUCCGAAGUCCAACGACUCCGACUUGCAAGAGUAUGAAUUGGAAGUAAAGAGGGUGCAAGACAUUCUUUCGGGAAUAGAGAAACCACAGGUCUCUAACGUCCAGGCAAGAACGGUUGUGCUGUCCUGGGCGCCUCCCGUUGGACUCUCAUGUGGACCGCACAGCAGUCUCUCCUUCCCCUACAGUUACGAGGUCGCCUUAUCAGACAAAGGACGAGAUGGGAAAUACAAGAUCAUUUACAGUGGAGAAGAAUUAGAAUGUAACCUGAAAGAUCUUAGACCAGCAACUGAUUAUCAUGUGAGGGUCUACGCCAUGUACAAUUCCGUAAAGGGAUCCUGUUCUGAGCCAGUUAGCUUCACCACCCACAGCUGUGCACCCGAGUGCCCUUGCCCACCUAAACUGGCACACAGGAGCAAAAGUUCUCUGACCUUGCAGUGGAAGGCACCAAUUGACAAUGGUUCAAAAAUCACCAACUACCUUUUAGAGUGGGAUGAGGUAAAGAGAAACAGUGGUUUCAGACAGUGCUUCUUCGGGAGCCAGAAGCACUGCAAGCUGACGAAGCUUUGUCCAGCCAUGGGGUACACGUUCAGGCUGGCUGCCCGGAAUGACAUCGGUACCAGCGGUUACAGCCAAGAGGUGGUAUGCUACACGUUAGGGAACAUCCCUCAGAUGCCCUCUGCACCCAGACUUGUUCGAGCUGGCGUCACUUGGGUCACGCUGCAGUGGAAUAAGCCAGAAGGCUGUUCGCCAGAGGAAGCAAUUUCUUAUACCCUGGAAAUUCAGGAGGAUGAAAACGAUAACCUUUUCCACCCAAAAUACACUGGAGAGGAUUUAACCUGUACUGUGAAAAAUCUCAAAAGAAGCACACAGUAUAAAUUCAGGCUGACUGCUUCUAAUAUGGAAGGGAAAAGCUGUCCCAGUGAAGUGCUGGUUUGUACAACAAGUCCUGACAGGCCUGGACCUCCUACCAGGCCCCUUGUUAAAGGACCGGUUACACCUCACGGCUUUAGUGUCAAAUGGGAUCCUCCGAAGGACAACGGUGGUUCAGAAAUUCUCACGUACUUACUGGAGAUUACUGAUGGAAAUUCUGAAGCAAACCAGUGGGCAGUGGCCUACAGUGGGGCAGACACGGAGCACACGCUCACCGACCUGAAGCCGGGCACUUUGUACAGGCUCCGUGCGUGCUGCAUCAGCACCGGGGGGCACAGUCAGUGUUCCGAGAGUCUACCUGUUCGCACACUAAGCAUUGCACCGGGUCAGUGUCGACCGCCCAGGGUUCUGGGUAGACCAAAGCACAAAGAAGUCCACUUAGAGUGGGACGUUCCUGCAUCUGAGAGUGGGUGCGAGGUCUCAGAGUACAGCGUGGAGGUGACGGAGCCCGAGGACGUGGCCUCGGAGGUGUACCACGGGCCGGAGCUGCAGUGCACUGUGGGCAACCUGCUCCCCGGGACCGUGUACCGUUUCAGGGUGCGGGCUCUGAACGACGGCGGGUACGGUCCCUACUCUGACGUCUCGGAGAUUGCCACGGCCGCGGGGCCUCCCGGACAAUGCAAAGCACCUUGCGUUUCCUUCUCGCCGAAUGGAUGCGUCCUCGUGGGCUGGGAGAGUCCCGAAAGGUCUGGCGCCGACAUCUCAGAGUACAGGCUGGAGUGGGGAGAGGAUGAGGAGUCUUUAGAACUCGUCUAUCACGGCCCGGACACCAGCUUCGAAAUCCGAGACCUGCUGCCUGCCGCGCAGUACUGCUGUAGACUACAGGCCUUCAACCAAGCGGGCGCAGGGCCGUACAGUGAACUCGUGCUCUGCCAGACACCAGCAUCUGCCCCGGACCCCGUCUCCACUCUCUGCGUCCUGGAGGAGCAGCCCCUCACCACCCACCCCGAUUCACCCUCCGUGUGCCUUGUACUGAACUGGGAAGAGCCAUGCAAUAACGGAUCGGAAAUCCUUGCUUACAACAUUGACCUUGGAGAUACCAGCAUCACCGUGGGCAGCACCACCAGCCACAUGGUAAAAGAUCUCCUUCCGGAAACCACCUACCGGAUCAGAAUUCAGGCUAUAAAUGAAAUUGGAGCUGGACCAUUUAGUCAGUUCAUUAAAGCCAAAACUCGGCCCUUACCUCCAGUGCCUCCCAGGCUAGAGUGUGCUGCAGCUGGUCCUCAGAGCCUGAAGCUUAAAUGGGGCGAUAGCAACUCCAAGACGCACGCGGCCGACGACAUGGUGUACACGCUGCAGCUGGAGGACAGGAACAAGAGGUUCAUCUCCAUCUACAGAGGACCCAGCCACACCUACAAGGUCCAGAGACUAACGGAAUCUACGUGCUACUCCUUCAAAAUCCAGGCAGCCAGCGAGGCUGGGGAAGGGCCCUUCUCGGAAACCUACACCUUCAGCACAACCAAAAGUGUCCCUCCCACCCUCAAAGCACCUCGAGUAACACAGUUGGAAGGAAACUCGUGUGAGAUUUUAUGGGAGACGGUACCACCCAUGAAAGGCGACCCUGUCAGCUACAUCCUACAGGUGUUGGUUGGGAGAGAAUCCGAAUACAAACAGGUGUACAAGGGAGAAGAAACCACAUUCCAAAUCUCAGGCCUCCAGACCAACGCAGACUACCGGUUCCGCGUGUGUGCAUGUCGUCGCUGUCUGGACACUUCUCAGGAGCUAAGCGGAGCUUUCAGCCCCUCUGCAGCGUUUGUAUUACAGCGAAGUGAGGUCAUGCUUCCAGGGGACAUGGGGAGCUUAGACGAUCCCAAGAUGAAGAGCAUGAUGCCUACUGAUGAACAGUUUGCAGCCCUCAUUGUGCUUGGCUUUGCCACUUUGUCCAUUUUAUUCGCCUUUAUAUUACAAUACUUCUUAAUGAAGUAAACAAACCCCACCGAACUAGAGGUAUGAGUUUAAUUAAUGCUACACAUUUUAAUACACACAUUUAUUCAAAUACUCCCCUUUUUAAGUCCUUUUGUUCUUUGAUUUAUAUACUUCUCUUGUUUUACAGACAUAGCUAGGAAAAACAAUGUCAGUGUUUUGGUGCACCUUUUUGUAAUGCAAAACUAGGAAGAGGUUAAACUGGAUUAAAAAAAGAAGAAGAAGAAGAAGAAGAAAAGCAAACCAGACACCAAAAGCUAGCUUUUUUAUGUUUUCUUUUAAAUUGUUCAGAUUUGCCUUUUUUCUGUUUUCACUGAUGUCUUCUGCAAGCCUUUGGUUAUUUUUUUCAGUACAGUUUAGUAAUUUAUAUUCAUCAGUCACUUCCUAUGUCUCGAUCACCUGCAUCUAUAAACAUGAGUCACAGUGUGUGUCAUUGCAGGGCUACGAUGUCAGUGUCGUCAGAGUAUUGCCACAGAACAGCAGCAUACGAAGAUGUGUCCCCUUAGAUGAGGCUGCCUACACAGCCAUGUGGUCACUCAGUUAUCUAUCCGUGUUUAGCUCAUUUAAGUCAACAUGUGUACCUUCAUCUAAAACGUUUUAAUACUCUGUAUUUCCUAUGAUUUUAACACUAUGAGCUGCCUGUAUAAGAAAUCAAGUAACCAAAAUGCACCUAGACAUUACGGCGCAUUGUAGAUUUUACCAUAUCCACUCAUAGCAGUAACGUUAAGAGGGCAUUGUGCAAUAGCUAGGUAUUUCUUUGUUCAGCUAUUUUUAAAGCUGCUUUAACUUGUUUGUCUUUGUAUAUAACUACUUCUGAUCUAAUCACUAGAGUUAUUAUAUUCUGUUACGUUUGACCAGAUUUAUAUGACGAGAACUGGUGGCAGUUCAGUGCCUCUGCCCAUUGUCCACGAUUUCCACUAAUUGUGAGCAAUCUUCUUACGCAUCAGCACAUUAGUUCUGAAAGGUUUUUGCCUUUAGGCUGUUCUUUGAGGUAUCAAGGAAGUGAUUGAAUUUCAGUACCUUAAUUCAGUGCACGUAAUGCUAAUGUAACAGCAGAUGAAAUUGAGAAACCCGAAAAGAGAGUCAUCUAAUUUGUAGUUUCUAUCUCUGUGGGGUUCUCUGGCCACGGAGAGAGAGGGGUGGUAUUUGGGGGUAAGCAUAGGUGGUCUGAGGGGGCAAGGAGCUGAGAUUCUCUCCCCGGGUCUGUCACUAACUUGCUGCGUGACCUGAAACACGUCACUUUACCUCUCUGUGCCUCGGUUUUUCCAUGCAUGAAAAAUAAAAUGAAAUAAAAUGGGGAUUCUAAUGUUUGUAAGUGCUUUGAGAUCUUUGACCAACAGGUGCUAUUGGAGUGCAAAAUGUUACUCUUGCAUGUUAUUUUGAGUCAUGAGAUAAUCCGUUUUAACCCAAGUCAUUGGAUUAUUUAUAUGAAGUCCAUAAUGUUCGAGUACCUCAGGGACAUUUACGAGUUGGAGGUGCAAAUAUAUUCCAAAAGGGUGCAGCAGACACAGUGGGACCCCUGCUUCUGUUUUUGUAUAUUUUUGCUACUUGGUUUUUCUUGAUCAUAGCUAUUUUGUGCUUGGUCUAUGUUGUCUAAGAUGCAGUAUCCUGUUACUAGCUUAUAAUAUUCCCAUACCAAAGUCAUGGGGAAACCAACAUUAUUUUGUUUUUGGUUUAUUUAUACUAUAUUCUGCAUACAGUACUUUAAAUGCCAAUUACAGUGCAAUCUUUAUUUAUUGUAAAAUUUUUUAAAUGUACUUAAGUACUAAUUUUCCCUUGUAGCAUGUUAUUUUUUUUGUGUGUUUUAUACUUUUGUAAUUUUUAGGUCAGUCUCGUCCCUUGGCAACAUCUGUAGUAUUAUUAAUCUUCUGACAUUUUCUUGUGUUUUUAAAGAUAAGAGCAUCUAGUGCAUUAAAUGCCAAAAAAAAAUUUUUUUAUUAUCAAUGAUUGAAACGUUUACAUGUACCCAAAAAAAAAAACAUCAUCAUCUCUUGAAAGUGCUCAGAUCAAUGAAUUAUUCUGUGUGCCUCUUUCCACGUGGUAAUUAGUAGAGACUCUGUAUUUUGUUACCGACUGUAAUAAGUAGUUUAAUUAAGCCUUGCACACUGCUGGCUUCAAGGUAAAUAUAUUUUUGCCAAAGUUCUGGCCUUCCAAACGCAUCCCUCUUUUUAAACAUGUAACAUGGCCCACUGUUACAUUGCAGCUGCAUUUUCUGAGACAAUUUCAUGCAGGUGUUUUGGGGAGAAGGCAUUUAUUGAGCGGUGGAAGUCAGCUGAGUAGAAAACUCUUUGUGCAGGGGGUAGAAGUCUCUGUUGAAACACUUCAGAACUGCUGCUAUCAAGAAAUUCUCUGAAUGGGUUGGAUUUUUUUUUUAAUGAAAUAAUACUGUAGGUCACAAUCACUAUGCAUGUGUGAUCUCUGGAGAUGCUCAUACUGUCUGGCCACCAGAACGCUGCAGUGUGGGAAGUACAAGCUGACGACACUUUAUUUUAUUGCUCUUCAUUAACUGGUGUUCAUUAUAACUUCGGUCAGAAAAUUCUCUCUCUCUGUGACACGGUUUCCUCUCACAAAUAUGUAUAUGUGAUAUUGAUAUACGCCCGUAUAUACUGCCAUUACACACGAACAAUAAAAUAAAGUGUUAACGUAACCGUAUCUCUUUGCCCUUCUGCAAUGUUUAGGAAGGAGCGAGUGGCUUUCGGACACUCGGACUCUCCUCCGUAUGUCAGAUUCAUCCCUCGCACAAGAAGGUCCAGUCACGGGACACGAACUGCCCUACCCUUUGUCCUCAAAGAAACUGUUUAAAAAGAACCCUUUUUUUAAAAGAUUUUUUUCGUAUUAUCUGCCUUGUUCUUAUCAACUUGAAAUGUUGGCAUUUUCUAACCUUGUUUUGUUGGCUACAGUAAUUCAGUAUUCAUGUCGAAAUUGAAAAGUGCCCUAACUGAAUGUGUUUGAAUGUUAUCCUUGCACAAUUCUUUAAAUUGAAAGAUAAAAUGUUUUACCUCACUGUUGGACAUACAUUCCAAGCUUUUCAACUUUAGGAGAAAAAAAAAAAUCAUGUUUUCCUGUAUUGUAAAUUUUAGACUAUUUCAUAUACAUUGUAUUAAAACUGCCAUAUCAAUUUUAAUGUAUAGAUUUUGCAAAUACUAUGCUAUAUGUAAUACCUAACUGUAUCUGUAGUGUAUAUGUAAUAUAUUUAUGCCCAAUAAAUGUUUUAAUUCUU
Molecule: messenger RNA, 6964 nt
Organism: Tupaia belangeri chinensis (Chinese tree shrew)
Lineage: Eukaryota; Metazoa; Chordata; Mammalia; Scandentia; Tupaiidae
Gene: FNDC3B
Product: fibronectin type III domain containing 3B
Exons: 27
Coding region: 124-3747 (1207 amino acids)
Molecular function (GO): protein binding
Source: RefSeq, a predicted model, not a curated record